Molecule: messenger RNA, 1368 nt
Organism: Pelagomonas calceolata
Lineage: Eukaryota; Pelagophyceae; Pelagomonadales; Pelagomonadaceae
Source: the annotation of a GenBank genome assembly
AGGAGCUCUAACAACGCGCACUACACGUUCUAGCAACGCCGCCACACAGUCGCAUCGAUCAUUCGACGAGGAGACGCGCACUCAACCGAUCGGUGCGGCAGUAGAACUUGGCAGCAUGCAUAGGCAGUGAUGAAGCGCUUCCUGGACUGGCUCAAAGCCGGCGGCGCCGAGUUCAGCCGGCUGCGCGUGACCACCACGGCGAGAGGUGGCCGCGGCGUCGUCGCGACGGCCGCGUUCGCGCCGGGCGACGUGUUGCUGCGCGUGCCCGAGCCGCUGCUGCUGACGGUCGACCAGGCGGCGCGGCGGCCCGACGUCGCCGACGCGUUGCAGCGAGCGCGCUCCAGCGGAGUGUCCACGAACGACGGCAACCUGGCGCUCGCGCUCUACCUCGCGGGCGGCGACGCAGACUGCUUCUGGUCGCCGUACCGGCGAGCGCUCGGCGGCGUCGACCACCUGCCGCUGUUCUGGCCGGCCGCCGACGUGGCGUUGCUGGCCGGCAGCCCGCUCGCCGAGGACGUCGCCGCGCGAAAGGACGACGUCACGGCGACGGCGUCUGCCUUGGGCCUCGACGACGGCUUCGCCGUGGCCGAGGCGCACGUGCUGUCGCGGGCCUUUGAGUUCGACCGGGGCAAGCGGCGGGCGAUGGUCCCGUUCGCGGAUUUACUCAACACAAAUAGGCACCAGGACCGCCACGUCGACUUUGAGUAUGAGGGGGACGCCUUCGUGAUGCGGGCGAUCCGGUCCGGCGUCGUCGGCGACGAGGUCACGGACUCGUACGGGCCCAAAAGCAAUGCCAGAUAUCUCCUCAACUACGGCUUCGCGCUCGAGGACAAUAAUGAUGAAGCGGGCCGGAGCCGGGACGACGCGUGCCUGGACGUCGCCUUACCGGAGCACCUCCGCGCAGCGAGGGGCCACGCGUGGCUCCCGGGCUGCCCGGCGCUGCGGAUACGCGUCGUGUCGGGCGACGAUGCAGCCGUGGAGCACGCGCUCGCGGCGUUCCGCGUCAUCGCCGCGAGUGAUGACGAAUUCUCGCAGCUCGAGCGGGAGCACCUCGCCCCGGCGCGGCGGCGCGGCGUCUUCGGCGACGGCAUAGAGCGACCGGAGAUGGCCGCGCGCGCGGCCGUCGUAGGUCUCGCGUCGACGCCGUUUGUCAGCCGCCGGAACGAGCUGGCCGCACUGACCGCGCUCCAGGAGCUGGCCGCCGAGACCGCCGCGGCGCUCGCGCCGCCGCCUUUUGAUGAGGACGAAUCCGCGAACCGGCGCCACGCGCGGAUAUACCUCGAGGCCCAGAGGAGCAUCCUCGAGGGCGUCGCCGAGGCUUGCGCGGUGAAAGCCAUACUUGCGCGCCAGGGCCGGCGCUUAGUUUGA